UCUCUCGUCAGUCGCUUGCUGAGUCUCCGUUCAGUUGGUCGAGCUAUCUCCGAAUCGAAAAUACAAUCGCACAAACCAAAGCCAAGAAAUUUGUACCAAGCCAAGGCAAAGUGCUAAUAAAUCGAGCAAAAUGCGCUGCCUGGCAUUGAGUGCGCUCUUUUUGUGCCUGGCUGUGGCCGGGCACUUUCAUUUGACAGCUGCCUACAAGAGCGAGGUGCAGAUCACUCCGGAUCCCCUGGACGCUGUGGAGGCCACCACCAAGAAGUCGAGUUGGUUCGGCGGCUUCAAGAAGUUCUUUGGCAGUGAUGCCACCACCACCACCACCACCACUACCAUUGCUCCCCCGGCUGCCACCAGUGCGAAGGCGGCGGUAACCACGUCCACGGCGGCCAAGAAGCCACCGCCAUUGGUCAUCUCGAAUGCUCCAUUGAUGCCGUUGGGUCCGCGACCAGAUACACCGGCAUCCUCUCCCUUCGGAGCCUCCCCGCCGCCGGCAAGUGGUCCUCAGUGGCCAUCGAGCAGCGCCAGACCGACCCCACCCCAGUCGCCACAGCUGCCCGUCCAGGGACGUCCGCAGCAGGGAGGCACUGCAGCACCCAGUCUGCCACCUGGCUUUGCCCCCUACCGCCCACAGAAACCCCAGCCGAACAGCUACGAUCUGAGCUACGGCGGUGGUCCAGCACCGGCAGCCGGACGACCUGGCUUUGGAGUGGCUACCAGCACCGCCUCAACCACGACGACCACCCAGAGGCCCACCUCGACCACCACAGGUAAGACGCCGCAGCAGAAGGAGGAUUUCCCGGCGCUGCCAGGACCACGGAGGCCAUCGCAAAAGGAGGACUUUCCGGCCUUGCCUGCGGCCAAAACUCCACCUGGCUCACCCACGCCCACACCGGGAUCUCCUUCGGCCUGGCAAUCGCCGCUGCCAACGCCCCAGCAUCCAGUGCAUCCACCCACCAAGGUCACUCCAACGCCCACGCCCUCCUCACACACGCUCACGCCCACACCCACACCCGCCCACGGUGUGUCCUUUGGACCACACAAGGUCGGCGGUGGAGGCUUCACCACAACCACGGUGCGACCCGGAUUCCAGUCGUCGGGCAACUCCGUGGCCACCGACGACGAGAUCCGCCAGCUGACGGAGCAGCUGUACUCCAAGGAGACCAACAACCAGAUCGGAAACAUCCAGGUGAACCUGCAGGGACGCACGCGAUCCAUCGACAGCGCUGAUGAGGCACCUAAUCCACUGCUGAAUGUGGACGCCAAGGCCCUGGAAUCGCCGACCAUCGCCAAGCUGCGGCUGCUGUUCAACAACUACGAGCACGACACGCUGGUCAACGAGCACGUGACCCCCAACGAGCGCAAGGAGGAGAACGACUUCCUGGACGCGGUGAUGGCCACGCCGGUGAUGCGCCAGGCCAUGCAGUUCCUGCAGCAGAAGGGUCUGGUCAGUCCCGACCCGAAGACCCACCGCGACCUGGUCAAGGAGCUCUGGUUCACCCAGUACUCCCGCGGCCAGGGCAAGAUCGGCAGCUCCGGCUUCGAGCACGUCUUCGUGUACGAGGUGAAGGAGGGCACGAUCAUCGGCUUCCACAACUGGGUAUUCAUCGGCGAGGAGGAGAAGGAAGGUCGCUUCGACUACAAGGGCUACAUGAAGGAGCAGGACAUUGGCACGAAGGGCAAGGUCGUGAAGAUCCGCUUUUCGCACCAGGGACUCAACAAGCCAGUGAACACGGUCUUCGUGGGCACCUCGCCGGAACUGGAGCUCGCUCUGUACACGGUCUGCUUCCAGCUCCGGCCGGAUCGCACCUGUCCGGUGUCCCUGGGCAACAGCAAGUUCGGCAUCGUCACCUAUUCGUGGCGCUACCGGGGAAAGAGCCUGAUUGGCAGCGCCUAUCCGGAGAUCUGAGGCAGCGGGCAGCGAUAGCUCCCCGGCGUAGUCAUCGUAGCAUUUUUUUUUCUGUCGCUUUAAUAAAUAAAGUAAAUGUGUGAAAAUUUAA
Molecule: messenger RNA, 2000 nt
Organism: Drosophila rhopaloa
Lineage: Eukaryota; Metazoa; Arthropoda; Insecta; Diptera; Drosophilidae
Product: poly(U)-specific endoribonuclease homolog
Exons: 4
Coding region: 131-1909 (592 amino acids)
Molecular function (GO): RNA endonuclease activity
Source: RefSeq, a predicted model, not a curated record